Molecule: messenger RNA, 2507 nt
Organism: Dicentrarchus labrax (European seabass)
Lineage: Eukaryota; Metazoa; Chordata; Actinopteri; Moronidae
Gene: btd
Product: biotinidase
Exons: 6
Coding region: 811-2376 (521 amino acids)
Molecular function (GO): hydrolase activity, acting on carbon-nitrogen (but not peptide) bonds, in linear amides
Source: RefSeq, a predicted model, not a curated record
GCAGUUACAUUGUUUUCCAUUAUUUUUAACUGUAUAGACCUAGACCACCCUGGUUUACUGAUCUAGAGGAAUAUAUUCAAAUAUAUUGUACUGUAAUUCAUUCCCAUGCUGCACUGCUCUUCUGUCAACAGUGUCUCUCCCUCAGGCAGUCAGUAGGUGUGGAGGUGGAGCAGGGUGUACCUAUAACUUAACCUGUAUGCAAAUAAUUGUAAAUAUUUAAAUAGUUAAUUAGAUCCUGUGCCUCCCUUGUAGAUUUUAAUGAACAUUUUAACAAAUAUACAGUACGAGUACGCUAUCUAGUUCAAUUCUAAGUAUUAGAUGUCCAUUUACACUGCAGUUUGCAGUGAUGUAUUUAUUGAUCAAACAGAAACAAACACCAACUUAACCAAUGAAAGAAUAAUGAAAAGUAAUUGAGUAGUUACUAAAAUAAAGUUAUUAAACUGUUAUUUAUUUGAUUAAAUGGGGAAAAAAGUCCAAUUUGUGUACUUCCUGGUUAUAUUCCUAAUGCUUCCUGUAUUGUAUUUUCAAAUUAAAGGUGUUUGUUUCUGUCUAGUUGCCUGGUUGCCGCUAGUGCUGUGAACAAGCUAUUUUCUGUGAUCCGUCCUCAUGUAAAAUGUAAAACGAGGAGCUGCGGCAAAAAACUACGACCAUGUGGAUCCACAUUUAUAUCGCACACAUCAAAUCACCUCUAAACCCAGAAAUUAGUCAGCUGAGUCAGCAGUUUACCUCCAGCAGGACUUCUGACCCCUCAGGCUCUGUGGCAACUGUCCCGUCAGGAUUACACCAUUCACGUCUCUCAGGGAACAAACAAUGUCUCUGUUUUUUGUCUUUUUUGUGAGUCUUCCUUUAAUGUGGGUCGCCGUGCAGACGGAACCCGUUGCGGGAUCCUCGUACGUUGCAGCUGUGUACGAGCACAAAGUAAUCCUGAACCCGCACCCUGAUGUCCCGCUGUCCCGCGCCGCUGCCCUGAGACACAUGCGCGAAAACCUGGAUGUUUACGAGGAGCAGGCUGCCCGGGCCGCUCAGCAGGGUGCUCAGAUCCUAGUGUUUCCAGAAGAUGGUCUUCAGGGUUUCAACUUCAGCCGUUCAUCCCUCUCUGGCUACCUGGAAACCAUUCCUGACCCCCAGGAAGAGAGCUGGAACCCCUGCAUGGAGCCAAGCAAAUACAACAACACUGAGGUUCUCCAGCGGUUGAGCUGUAUGGCCCGACGUCACAACCUCUACCUGGUGGCCAACAUGCCUGACCUGCAGCCCUGCCCCCUGAAGACAGACCCCUCUUCCUCCUGUCCCUCUGACGGACGCUGGCAGUUCAACACCAAUGUGGUUUUCAGGUCAGAUGGUCUGCUGGUGGCACGCUACCAUAAGCACAACCUCUACUUUGAGAAUGCCUUCGAUACCCCGCCGCAACCUGAGAUCAUAACGUUUGAUACACCUUUUGCUGGGAGGUUUGGCCUCAUAACCUGCUUCGACAUCCUGUUCCACAAGCCCACCAUUACCCUGGUGGAGAAGGGGAUGCGUCAGCUGAUCUUCCCCACAGCCUGGAUGAACCAGCUCCCCCUACUGGACACGAUCCAGUUCCAGCAGGCGUUCAGCUUGGGUUCCAAUGUCACCGUGCUAGCAGCCAACAUUCGUAAUGACGGACUGAUCAUGACAGGAAGUGGUAUCUACACCCCUUUUUCUGCCACCUACCACCACGCAAAGAAAGGAGACCCAGAGGAGGGCAGGCUGGUGGUGGCCAGGAUGCCAGUCUUAGACCCACUGUGGGUGGGGCAGAGGGUGGCCACAGAGAAGGGGGUAGUUGAGGGUGAGUCCACAUCAUCUACAGCUACAGGAUCUGGAUACUGUGACAGAGAGAGCUGUUCUUCUUCUCCGGAAAUUGGUUCUUCGUUCCCUCCCUCCUCCGCCACCUUCAUCUCAUCCAUGAUGUACGACCCAUUCACAUUUGUCUUCUUAAAUGAGACAGACGGUGAAGUGAAGGUGUGCAAUGGCACGUUUUGCUGUUACUUGCAAUACCGGCGGUCACCACAAGGCAGCAGUAGAGAGCUCUACGCAUUGGGAGCAUUCUCUGGAACACACACUGUGAACGGACGCUAUGCCCUACAGGUGUGUGCACUGGUCCGCUGUGCAGGGUUGGACGCCGCAUCCUGUGGACAGGAAGUGGGAGAGGCAGAGUCUAAAAUGGACUUCCUUUUGGAGGGGAAGUUUGGGACCAGAUACGUGUACCCAUCAGUUUUGACUAGCAAGCUGGUCCUGGAGCAGCCGGAGCAUCUUGAAAAGGCUGCAGAUGGCAGAGUGACCAUGAAACACUCAAACAUGACUGGUGGGCUGGUCACUGCCUGUCUGUACGGACGGAUGUAUCACAUGGACAAUGAAUGAAUUACUUUGGAAUAGAUGAGAAAAAUAUCAAAUAAAUAAAAAAACGUUCUGACCAAGACUGAUAAUGACAAUUCAGCUGUUACAAAUUUGUAUUCUGUCAUGUACAAACUGCAAUAAAUCAAAAACAAAUA